AAAAUAGAUAAAAAGCAAAUAAAACACUAGAAACCGAAAUAAUAGCAGCCAACUAGCCAGCCGGUCCGGUCUCUAGAUUCUACAAUGGCUGCUCGAUUUGCUGUCCUGGCGAGGUCCUUCUCCACCUCUGCUGCUCGUCAGCAGUUGGUUCAGCCGCCCAUCCAAAUUUUUGGCAUGGAGGGCCGCUAUGCCACUGCCCUCUACUCGGCCGCCACCAAGAAGAAGGUCUUGGAUGCCGUUGACAAGGACCUCAAGGAAUUCACUACCCUGAUGAAGAACGACAUUCAGCUGAAGGAGUUUAUUCUGAACCCGCUGCUGAGCAAAGACCUGAAGAAGGACGGCAUCAGCUCCGUGCUCGCCAAGAAGAACGCCAGCCCCCUCACCGCUAACUUCAUGGCCACCCUCAUCGAAAAUGGACGCCUUGGCAAAGUAGAAAGCAUCAUCGGUGCGUUUGAAACCAUCAUGUCGGCCCUGCGCGGCGAGAUCGUGUGCGAGGUGAUCACUGCCAAGCCCUUGGACGCAGCCACACAGAAGGAGCUGGAGGCCACACUCAAGGCAUUCGUCAAGUCCGGCCAGGUCAUCAAGCUCACAACCAAGGUGGACCCAACCAUCAUCGGCGGAAUGCUCGUCUCCAUUGGUGACAAGUACGUCGAUAUGUCCAUGUCCUCCAAGAUCAACCGCUUCACUUCUUUGCUCCAGGAGGCUGUCUAGGGUGGCUUGACAAUUGCCAGGCUGAGGGUCGACUUCACAUUGUACAGAACUAAUAUUAUUACCUAUUCAAAUCCUCCGAGGUGAAGUGUAUUGUACGUUAGUGUUUCCGUGGCAUAUAUGAAUGGCAAAACAUCCUCUAUCAUUCCUGGAAGUCCUUUGAGUAGCCUUGGGAGGAAGUCAAAUGAGCUGAUGAGGCUCGGGGAACACCACCAUCACCUCCUCCUCCUCCUCACUGUUAGAAUUUGUGCUUGCAUGAAUUCUGAUUGUAUAUGUGAAUAUAAUGAAAUUACUUUAUAGAA
This is a messenger RNA of Eriocheir sinensis (Chinese mitten crab), 1010 nucleotides long. It is a transcript of the gene ATPsynO, whose product is annotated as ATP synthase subunit O, mitochondrial-like. Gene Ontology annotation, biological process: proton motive force-driven mitochondrial ATP synthesis. The coding region runs from base 85 to 711 and encodes 208 amino acids. The transcript is spliced from 6 exons. NCBI's taxonomy places the organism in Eukaryota, Metazoa, Arthropoda, Malacostraca, Decapoda, Varunidae. Gene Ontology annotation, molecular function: proton-transporting ATP synthase activity, rotational mechanism. The record is from RefSeq and is a predicted model, not a curated record.